Molecule: messenger RNA, 1343 nt
Organism: Aplysia californica (California sea hare)
Lineage: Eukaryota; Metazoa; Mollusca; Gastropoda; Aplysiida; Aplysiidae
Cellular component (GO): extracellular region
Molecular function (GO): chitin binding
Source: RefSeq, a predicted model, not a curated record
CGUCGUGUCAUCAGCUUUCUACCAGUAUCCCAAGACAUCCCCCUACUAAAGACAACACCGAAGUCAUGUUGUUCGGAAAAGCGGCCUUUGCUUUCUUGAUUUGCUUGGCAGCGUCUGAGGCACAGCUUCCCCCUGGCAUUCCAAAACCGAAAUGCAAUGGCGGUUUGAUUCCCCACGAAGAAUACUGUCAACUGUUUUACCAAUGCGAUCAACAAGGGAAUCGUGUUGAGCUGGCAUGCCAGAAUAAUACUCUCUGGAGUUCUUUCUUGAACGUCUGUGUGUUUCCCUUCCAGGCUAGGUGCUCUACCUGGAAAUGUAAUCGUGGCAGUCAAGCCAGAUACCCGGACGUGUGCUGCGACUCAUAUUGGCAGUGUAAUAACGGUCUUCUAGAGCAACGCAACUGCCCUACUGGACAAACAUUCGAUAAAUUUAACGGGCAAUGUUCCCAAUUCUCUGGUUGUCAGGAUAAAGAACAAUGUGGAUUCCUUAAGGUCCCAAAAACCUGUAAUCUGACCGCUGACCCUGAGGGUGACCCGAGAGUGUAUUAUGAGCUUGUGACAGGACUUCGAAGACCAUGCGCGCUAGGUACUGCGUUUAACUCUUCCACUUGCAGUUGCUCUAACUUGAGCCCUAUAGUUGGACUGUCACUGGGAGUACAUCCUAACAAGAGACUGGACCCACUUUGUCGGCCAUCAUAUAGCAUUGUCUUUGACCAACUCCCUUUAAGCGCAUAUUCCGAGAAGAUGAACGCAAAUCUCGGUUUUGGCUUGAAAACCAAUGGAGUAACCGUUUCAAAUGGCGAGGCAUCUCUUUCCGCAUCCAUUAGCUCUGAUGGUAGCGCCCCCUACAUCUACUCUUAUUUCUUCGCGGCCAACCAACUGCUUGCUCCACUCCAAUUUACUCUAAGCUUCAUAACUGAGAGCAUCGCACCCGGCCAGUCAUUCGACCUGGUCUCCAACGCUUUCGACAACUCUAACAACCCAGGUUGCAGCCCAGCCAAGCUGAGAGUUACUGUCACCUACGUGGCUGUCAACAGCUGGCGAUACGACGUCCAUGUGGAGGACUCCGAGGGAGUUUUUGAUACACUCAUCUUUACAGUCAGCGCACCAAUCACUUCUUACCAGAAGUUCGUUUUCUUAUUUAGUAAUGGACAAGCCCGAGCCCUAGUCUUUGAUCUUGGUCCGUUCAAAGAGUAUAACCUGACAAACAAAAUUGCCGAUGAGAGGUCCACAGUCGAACUUGGACCUAGGCUUGCGGUCAGCAGGUGUGGCUUGACGUUCGGAGAAGGGCUCGAGGGCAAGAUUCGCGAAGUCAGCUUCAGCGAAGGUUGCGGUACCAUCUAA